AAGAACAGAGAUACUCAGUUCGGCUCAGAGCUGAAGGGAGAAAACCACGCUGGGUCUGUUAACUGGUGAGUUUGUACUGCUUUAACUUUAUCAUUGACAAAACCUGUUUAAAUCUUACCUUCUGAUCUUCAAAAAACACGCCGUGAUUCAAAGGAAAGAUGACUUCGAUGUACAGCAGCCUUCAUGACAAUUAUGUUUCAAACAAAGGGAGGAGGACCAGCUGUGUGACAUUAGCUGUGAUUUUGGGCUGUCUGACUGUGCUCGGCAUUAUUCUUGCCCUCGCUGUGUUGGAGAGACCAAAGGCUCCUAAAAAUCAUGAGACUCUUCCUGGGUAUACUGGUGAGUUCAACCUCACUGACCAGUGCAGCAUGGCCCUUGUGGAAAGCAUUCCUCUAUAUUUAAAAUAUAAUGACAAUGCAACUUUUGGGAUCCCUCUGGAGCAAGUCUGGAAAGAUCUUAUCUCCAUCGCAUCACACAGAGUGGAAGUGGUCUCAUUUUAUUGGACUUUAACAGGGGAAGAUAUCAAUGUUAACUCCACCACUGAUGUCCCUGGAAGGGACAUCCUACAAAGACUUGGGGAACUGCCCUCCAGGAACAUAUCUGUCCAAGUGGUAACCAGUGUUCCCACAGUCAAAACAAACUCCACAGAUCUAAAGAUCCUAAAACAAAAAGGAGUUCAGGUGAGGAGAGUAGAGUUUGGUCGCCUGACAAAAGGCGUCCUCCACACCAAGUUCUGGAUUGUUGACAUGAAGCAUGUGUUUAUUGGAAGUGCCAACAUGGACUGGCGGGCUCUGACACAGGUAAAAGAACUGGGGGUGGUGGUCUACAACUGCUCCAGUCUAGCAAAAGACCUCCAUAAGAUCUUCCAGUCGUACUGGGUGAUGGGGCAGCCCAACAGCUCCCUGCCACAGCCCUGGCCUGCAGAAUACUUCACUAACAUCAAUAAACAGCACCCUCUGCUGGUGAAAGAGGAUAACAUUUCCAGCAGCCUUUAUAUUGCUGGUUCUCCACCAUCCUUUUGUCCUCCAUCAAGGACUCAGGACUUGGAGGCGAUUCUGUCCUCCAUCUCAGGGGCUGAGAAAUUUGUUGAUGUAGCCAUCAUGGAGUAUUUCCCCACCACUCGUUUUGAAAAGCCUUACAAAUACUGGCCGUUCAUCGAGGACGCGAUCAAGAUGGCUGCGUUUGAAAGGAAGGUGAAGAUCAGGAUGCUGAUCAGCUGCGGGCGUGACUCGGAUCCAGCCAUGUUGCCCUUUCUUCAGUCUUUGGCUUCAAUGGACUACCCUCUCCAUCACAUCAGCAUUCAAAUAAAACUGUACAUCGUCCCAGUGGGAAAUCAGUCUGACAUUCCAUACACCAGAGUCAACCAUAAUAAAUAUAUGGUGACUGAUAAAGUUGCAUACAUAGGUACCUCCAACUGGGCAGGCGACUACUUUCUGACCACAGCUGGAGUGAGUCUGGUGUUUUCUCAGAACAUUCCUCACUCUGCAUGGAACAAUAGGACCCUGCACCACCAGCUGAAGGAAAUAUUCGACAGAGACUGGCACUCAGAAUUUGCUGUGCACCUCAGCGAUCUUGGACACAACCCAGACUGUGCAUUAUCACCAAGAUGACUAAAGUUCUUGUCAAACAUCUAUGAAUAAUUUAUUUUGCUGUCAUUGCAACAUUUCCCUUAUAGCAGUGAUUUUGCUUUUUUUUUUUAUAUUUAGUGUUAGCAUCUUAUGAAAUUUUCAUAAUUUUAUAAUUGAUGGUUUAGGCUGAGAUUAUGUUAGUUCCUCAUACAUUUCUAUAUGUAUUUUUUUCAGCAUUGCUUCUUUGAAUGUACGAUAUAUGAAUAUAAUGUAUAAUACACUGUCUUAUUCAGCUGUUAGACUUUUAAAUAAACAAUUUAUCAGUUGUUGACACAGGGUGUCUGAUGGCCUUUCAAAAUAAAGUUGACAGAUAUUCCCCAUAAUUAGAGACUCUCUAUUAAAGGGAGAGAUUAUAACUAGAGAUGGAUUCAGAUUUCUACACCAGAAAGCAACUAUGAAUUAUUGUGGGAUUCCAAAAUAAAGCUUUUCAAAAUAAAA
Girardinichthys multiradiatus is the source of this 2066-nucleotide messenger RNA. RefSeq names its product 5'-3' exonuclease PLD4. The record is from RefSeq and is a predicted model, not a curated record. NCBI's taxonomy places the organism in Eukaryota, Metazoa, Chordata, Actinopteri, Cyprinodontiformes, Goodeidae. Bases 159 to 1610 code for a protein of 483 amino acids. Gene Ontology annotation, molecular function: catalytic activity. The transcript is spliced from 10 exons.